AUGGCCAUCGAACUCGAGUACCACGCAGCCCCCGAUGGACUCCUAGAGAAUGUAUGGGCCAAUUUUAUCAGUGGAAAUGCACCUGGAGGAGAACUGAAGAAGGCACCCACAUCAAACCAAGUUUGGGAGGAGCUAACAUAUCUAGUUGGGAGAGAUGGGUCAGUGGAAGUUCUACAGAGGCUUCCCAGUCUAGGGAGAUGGAUAUCUAUGGGAGAUGAAAGCUGGGAGGAACUGCUCAAUGGAACUCAGUCUGCAAACAAUACCGAACCCUCCAACAAUCUUGAUUCAGAUUGUAGUGCAGUUACUUCAACUCCAAAACCAAAUCCUGUCAAAGCUGAGAAGGUGGCAACCAGACACUUCAGAGGAGUGAGGAGGCGACCGUGGGGUAAGUAUGCGGCAGAGAUAAGGGACUCAUCAAGAAAAGGAGUUCGGGUUUGGCUUGGGACAUUCAAUACCGUUGAAGAAGCUGCCCUUGCUUAUGAUAAAGCUGCUUUGAGGAUUAGAGGUCCCCGGACUUACCUCAAUUUUCCACUGGAGAUUGUUGCAGAGGCUAUGGAAGCAGACACACAUUCUGUGAAUUGUUCCUCAACACCUUCACAGGCAAGUUCAGAAUGCAGGGAAGUGACUCCUAAUCCACAAACAAGAGCUGCUAGAGAGUGGGAACAGAAUGUUCAGACUACGCCGAUGAUCGAGCAACCUGCAUGGAAGAAACUAGCUAAUGUGGAGCAGAUGUUAUGGAAUGAAUUUGAUGUACUGGAGUUUCAGGACCUUGGGAGUGAUUACUUGGAGAGUUUGUUGUCUUCAUGACAAAAUCUAGAUUGGGUCCCAAAUGAAGAACAAAUAACAACAAAAAGCCCUUAAUUAGUGUUGAUACUGUAAGUUUUGACAGUAUAAUUAUGAUGUAUAAGAUUCUUAACCAUAUGGACAAGCUGAAAAGGCUUGGACGCAACAGAUUCAUUGUUG
This is a messenger RNA of Telopea speciosissima, 963 nucleotides long. RefSeq names its product ethylene-responsive transcription factor ERF091. The coding region runs from base 1 to 807 and encodes 268 amino acids. The record is from RefSeq and is a predicted model, not a curated record. NCBI's taxonomy places the organism in Eukaryota, Viridiplantae, Streptophyta, Magnoliopsida, Proteales, Proteaceae. Gene Ontology annotation, biological process: regulation of DNA-templated transcription; ethylene-activated signaling pathway. Gene Ontology annotation, molecular function: DNA binding; DNA-binding transcription factor activity. The transcript has a single exon.